AGUUAUGACAUAAUUAAAAAAAAAAAUGCAUUUCAAUUUUAUGAAAUUCCAGUUCCAAAUAGGCUGUAGUAUGCUAUAAAUUCAACACAAAAAUUUGCCUCCUCUCUCAAGUCCUCACCUCCCUGUAAAAAAGCCCAAAAAAACUAGAGCAACGUACUCAUCAAAGGUCUUGACAUGGCGAUGGAAGAGUUACACAUGGCCGCUCUUGCUUAUUAUAACAAUAGUAACGGGGAUCUUCAGAAUAAAGCGUGGGACUUCUUCAAUUCCAUGGAUUCGAAUGGAAAUGGUGGGUGAGUUUCUUUGUAUUCUAUCUCCUAUGUCUUUUAACAUCUCAGUAUAAAAUUAUAAUAAAAGUUUCAUGCAUUAUUGAUAGCCAAAAAUUUAGAAUUGUAUUUUUUUUCUUCUCUGCAUGUAUUCGUCCAGUUGAAUUAGGUAAAUUUAAGAAAAGAGUAAGACUUAUAUACAAUAUUUAUGUGCUAUUUUUUAGGUUUCCUUCUUAAGAUUUUGUCAUGUAAAUUUUUUCUCAUGAUAUAGAAGUGUAUGUUUUAGUUAAACAUUCACAUGACUAAAUUUUAAGAGGAGAAUUUAAGGAACAACAUCUAAAGUACUGUACCUAAAUUUUAUUCUUACAAAAAUAUUAUGUAAGAGACGGUAACGGCCGUAGCAUGUGUAAAUUUAAUUUUGAACUUUCAUUUUUAAUUUUGUUAGGAUUCUAGUAGAUAACUUAAAUUAUUAUUCUACAGCAGAUGAUACGUUUUAAUUGACACUACUCAAUUCUUUCCAAAUUGAUGGUUAUAGUACCAUAGUUCAACGAUAAAAUGAAGAUAAAUUGUACUUCAAUUCAGCGUAGUGAACCUUAAAAACAAGAGUUAAAUAUGUUGCACAUAAAUUAUUUUACGUAGUUUUAUACCCUCUUAGUUUUGGAUGGUGUUGAAAAGCACUUUUCAGCUGCAUCUCACGUUUUUCAGUGGGUCCUAUGUAUUGUUCACCGGACCCACAAGUAUUUUUUUCAGUAAAAACAACUUUAAAAUUAAGUUUCAUGGCACUAUUCACACAUUUAAAAAUUAUUUUGUUAUAAUGUUUUCAGUUUUUAGUUUUAAAAAAUAAGUGGUAUCUAAACAUACCCUGGGUUGAAAAUUAUUUUGUUAUAAUGUUUUCAGUUUUUAGUUUUCAACAAUAAGUGGUAUUUAAACAUCUAUCUACUAUCUAGUGGCCACAUCAACUUAACCCAAAAAAUCCCUCAAAAACCACAUCAACUUUCACCAAAAAUGAAAAUUACAUAGCUUUUUCUUUAUAAAUUAAGGACAAAAUUAUAAUGCUUUGAAUACUUAUUACAUUCUAAAAAAUAUAAAAUUACAUAAAAAAACACUCCUUAUAAUCUUGAAAUUAAGUUUUGAGGUUAGGUUACCAUAGGAGAAGGUAUAAGGCACCAAUAAUUUUGCCUGAUCCUAAUGGUCUGUUUGGAUGGUAUGGAUUUGGACUAUGGAUUUGGAUUUGAGAAGUCCUAAUUCAAAUUAUUUAUUUAGGUAAUUUUUAAAAAAAAAGAUUUGGAUUUGAUCCAAAUCCAAAUCCAACUCCAAAUCCAAAUGUUGUCAUCCAAACACAACUUAUAUUCAUUCUUCUAAUUAGAAUUAAUGGCUGGUUUAUACAACCAGUCAAAAAUUUCAUCAAUAUCUUGCUAAAUGCAAAUCAAAUACCAAAAAAAAAAAAAAAAAAAAUCAAAUCAUAAAAUCAAACUACUAAAAAAGAACUCAAAAUUCGAUGUAGUAACCUGUUAGUCCACAUGCAUAAUGCAUGCCAAAACCCAGUUAGUCAACUAGAUUUGUAGUUUGCACACUAUUAAACCAGGUUAUAGUUUUACAAGUUUUUGCCUUCUUGAAGGGAGCAGGAUUCUCUCAACGCUGCAAAUUAACUCCACUGCGUAUAGCUCAAAUCUAUCACUAGCAGACAACAUUGGUCCACAGGCCCUAGUCAUUUAAAAUGAUGGAACGAGUCAAGCUCACGGUGCGUGAAAGAAAAGCUCUUCAGUCUAAUAAUGGACUUGGACACUACUAGCUAACUUAGCUGGCAACAAUGGCUGCGUUUUCUGAUUUUUUUUUUCUUUUUUUCCAGUUGCACUAUUUGACCAUAAACAGGGUGGCUGCGUUUUUUUAGUUGUAUUAUUUGACCAAGUGCACUGUUAACGGACCUACAACUUUCACUUUUCAGCAACUUUUUCAUUAAAAAUAGGUCAUACGAUACUAUUCAUACAUUUAAAAAUUAUUUUGUUACAAUAUUUUCAGUUUCAGUUUUCAAUUUCAGCAAAAAUAAAUUCAAUCCAAACGAACUUAAUAGCAGAAAACAUUGCAAGUUAUGACAUAAUUAUAAAAAUAAAAAAUGCAUUUCAAUUUUAUGAAAUUCCAGUUCCAAAUAGGCUGUAGUAUGCUAUAAAUUCAACACAAAAAUUUGCCUCCUCUCUCAAGUCCUCACCUCCCUGUAAAAAGGCCCAAAAAAACUAGAGCAACGUACUCAUCAAAGGUCUUGACAUGGCGAUGGAAGAGUUACACAUGGCCGCUCUUGCUUAUUAUAACAAUAGUAACAGGGAUCUUCAGAAUAAAGCGUGGGACUUCUUCAAUUCCAUGGAUUCGAAUGGAAAUGGUCGAGUCAGCUACGAGGAGUUCAUCCACUUUUUCGGGCAAUACGGCUACAAUUGGGAAGACCGCAACUUUUACCAUAGUUUGGACCGCGACCACGACGGUUUGCUGGAUUUCUGGGAAGUCCUCACAUUGUACUACAUCUUGAAAACAAGGAGUGUGCGGUGCCAGUGCUGCUCAGCGUGCCAAAUUGGACUGUAUUUCACGUGCGUUACAUGCUUUCACAGUGCUCGCCACACCUUCGAUAUCUGUAUUGGUUGCUAUAGCACACAGACGUACAAGCGGCAGCACGACCAUGAUGUUUUCUUAGAUAGCUACGUGUUGCUGCGCUCCAAGAAAGGGCCUCCUCCUGGUUUGCCAGAUCUGAAUCAGGCACUAAUUCCUGUUCAACCAAAUGUUGUUAUAAAUGCACCAGAAAGGUCGAGGUGGUGGACAGCACUUGCAGCAUUGAAAUCGGCGAUAGCGGUGCUAAGCAUAGGGAGUUCGAUCUCUUCAUUACUAAGUUGUAGCAUAAUGUGAUAUGAUUAAUUACGAGAAAAUUGAAGGAAUACAAGAAUUACCACUAGUUGCCAUACAUGAAAGGGCAUGGCCUCCAUACUAAAUUUAUAUCUUAUAAACUUCAUCUAUGCUGAAGGGUUUGUAACAAUAGCAAAUUCAUGGUCCACAAGAAAUUUAAUUUGUCUGAAAUUUCCGGCCAGUUAUUUCCUCCUACUCUUAUAUAAUUGUUGUCGGUAUUAUUGAAUCUCAGACUAAUCCCAAAAUGGGAACAUGUUUUACACA
This is a messenger RNA of Quercus robur (English oak), 3413 nucleotides long. RefSeq lists its product as uncharacterized. The record is from RefSeq and is a predicted model, not a curated record. Gene Ontology annotation, molecular function: calcium ion binding. Bases 2526 to 3152 code for a protein of 208 amino acids. NCBI's taxonomy places the organism in Eukaryota, Viridiplantae, Streptophyta, Magnoliopsida, Fagales, Fagaceae. The transcript is spliced from 3 exons.